GUCAUUCCAGCCGCAGCGAACAAUCGGCCCUCAGUUAUUUAUUGGUGCAGCUCGCGGCCUCAGUUCAGUCUGCUGCUGCCCGUCUGCGCGUACACACACACACACGUUCACGGAGGAAACGAGAGGAAGGAGCUCGAGUCGGGAAGCUUGUGGACUUGUUGUUGAAUUGAAGCACAGAAUAGCGUAAAGUCGUUCCUGAGGGAUGACUCUAUAUUUUGAUUUGUGAAUAACUGCCACCUAUAGGCUGUUUUUUUUUUGCUAAUUUCCCGCCAACUGAAAUGAGAACUGCUGAAGGCUCAUCUGGAACGGUCCUGCACCGUCUCAUCCAAGAGCAGCUCCGCUACGGCAACCUGACGGACACUCGCACGCUCCUGGCCAUCCAGCAGCAGGCCCUGCGCGGAGGCGGCAGCGGCAGCGGCGGGGGCACCAGCAGCCCUCUCUCCUCCCUGGAGAGCCUCACCCAGGAGGAGUCCCAGUACGUCCAGAUGUCGACGCGACAGGAGCCCCAGGGCCAGGAGCACCAGGGCGACUGCCUGCACUCCGAGAGCCAGGUGUGCCACCUGUACCAGCUCCAUGGAGAGCAGCUGCCCACGUAUGAGGAGGCAAAGGCCCACUCCCAGUACCUGAUCUCCCAGAAGGGACAGGCGGAGCCUGGCGUGGACAUAAUGGGGGGUCGCGGUGAGGGACAGUGGGAUCUGAAAAGGGAGCACGCUCGCUCCCUCAGUGAGAGGCUCAUGCAGCUUUCUCUGGAGAGGAACGGACCUCGAGACAAUUUAGCCAUCAGCUCCUCACACAGCUACCCGCAGCUGUAUAACAACGUUACGAACACGGAGGCGGCUAACAGGGAAGGUCCACGACAAUGUAGAGAUCAACGUGGGCCUCCCCCAGACUAUCCUCUGUUUGCCAGACUUCCUGGAUACAUGCUCAGCCACUCACAGGAGCACGGACACUACUACAGAGACCCUCCUCCCCCUUUCUACUCCCAGCAUCACAGCAGGUAUGUGUCUGCUCAGUCCCAGGUGGCUUACAACAACAGCAUCACCACCACCGCAGCCCCCUCCAACGAGAACUCAGCUCAGACCAAUGUGUUGAUACGGGAGAACGAGCGGCUCAGGAAGGAGCUGGAGGUCUACACUGAGAAGGCCGCCAGGCUGCAGAAGCUGGAGUUGGAGAUUCAGAGAAUAUCUGAAGCUUACGAGACUCUGAUGAAAGGCUCAGCCAAGCGGGAGACUCUGGAGAAAACAAUGAGGAAAAAACUAGAGGCCGAGAUUAAGAGGAUGCACGACUUUAACAGAGACCUGAGAGAUCAGCUUGACUCAGCUACCAAACAGCGGGCGGCCAAGGAGGCCGAGUGUACCGACCAGAGACAGCACGUCUUUGUUAAGCUGCUGGAGCAGAAUGAAGAGCAGCAGCGGGAGCGCGAACAUCUGGAGAGGCAGAUGCAGCACCUGCGCGUCUCUGGGGAGGAGUGCCAGCGGAGGCGGGAGCUGCUCGAGCAGGCUCUGGCCUCGACGCAGGCCCGCAACCGGCAGCUGGAGGAAGAGCUGCAGAGGAAGAGAGCCUACGUAGAGAAAGUGGAGCGGCUUCAGAGCGCGCUGGCGCAGCUGCAGGCGGCGUGCGAGAAGAGGGAGGCGCUGGAGCUGCGGUUGCGCACGCGACUGGAGCAGGAACUGAAAAGCCUCAGGGCACAGCAGUCUCAGAAACAGGCAGCUGACCCCACGGCUUCAGAGUUGAGCUCCUCCACGUUGCAGCAGCAGCUGAGGGAGAAAGAGGAGCGUGUUCUGGCCUUGGAGGCGGACAUCACCAAGUGGGAGCAAAAAUACCUGGAGGAGAGCACCAUGAGGCAGUUUGCAAUGGAUGCAGCUGCCACUGCUGCAGCACAGAGAGAUACAACCAUCAUCAAUCAUUCACCACGACAUUCACCAAACAGCAGUUUUAAUGAAGACCUGCCUUUGUCGAGUCACAGACACCAGGAGAUGGAGAACAGGAUCCGCGCACUUCACGCUCAGCUCCUGGAGAAGGACGCUGUGAUCAAAGUCAUCCAGCAGCGCUCCCGAUGGGAGCAGGGCAAGCUGGAGAAACAGGGGCUUCGCCUCGCCAGGUCCGUCCCCUCUAUCAACACCGUGACCAGCAGCACAGAGAGUAAAGGAAAGAGCCUCUCAGAUGACCAGACAGGUGCUGCUGCUGCGUUGCAACCCCAACCCUGCGUGGGGCCCAGGGGCCCGAGUCGGGACUCCAGCACCCAAAGUGACAACGUCCCUACUGAGGAGCCUGAGCUCACAGCAGAGCCUGGCAAGCUAAAGAUGUCUGAGGUGAUCUCAGCGGCUUCCACUGACGCCCCGGAGGAGCCACUCAAGACAUUCAAGAGCAUCAACAGCUCAGAUGCAGAGGUGGUUGAAAUCCUCAUUUGAGUGCUCACUACAGCUGAUAUAUGACUGAACAGCGACGGUCAACGAUGACAGAGACUUUUGAGUGUUAAAGGCCUUCCUCAACGUCUGACCACGAGUAAAGAAAGCCAGAUCGUCAGACGUGAGAGGAGCUAUUUCACCUACGUCAAACAUGCAGUGUCCAGAAUGUGGCAGAGGAGAGCUGAGCUUUCCUUCUACUGACAUUUACCUCAAGAGUCCGAAUUCUCCAAGGUACCUGGACAGUAUUCUGCUCUGUGAUAGGAACUUUUGUUGUGCACGUUAAUUUUUCAGUUACGUAUUGUAUUUAUAUUUGCAAAUGCUGCUCAUAUUGUGAUGUUACUUUUUAUGUUUGAGAGGUUAGAAGAACAAGGAUCACUCCACGCCUUGCUCUGCUCCACUUAAAUUAUAUACAGUUAUACUCACUUUUCUGGAUUAAGCGCGCAACCCCUUCUGUGUUUUGUUCGGUUUAUUUUGAAUUUCCAGCGAGCCUGUUACCUCAGAAAGUAAUGGGAAUAUUUAUAAUAUAAGCAUCCUCUUUGUUUUCAUGCCAUGUUUGGGGAUUAUUCUGUUUCACAGAACCUAAAUUAACAGUUGCUCGUCUCUUUAAAAUACAUCCGGGGCCCUCCUCACAGGUCAGAAGAAGAUUUUGAGCCCGCAGAAUGUCUGCUCAUUUCUCUCUUAAAAAAGCCUGCGAGGACUGACGAGUGUUUCACCGGGGUCUAAUUUUCCAGUUCCCGGGUUAAUGUUCAGGGCUUCAGAUGGCGACUGCCCAGCAUUUCGCUCCCGUCCGCUAACACGCUGGAGCUAAUCUUCUCACAUUCCCUCGCUGAGGGAAUGCUCCCAUUAAAGAAAAAGGCUAUCUAAAGUCUGACCCCUCGCCCUUGUUAAAAUGGCACGCAUUCUUUGGCAUUGGUUAUUUCUUCCGAGUCGCAGUAGCUGGUUCUACCACGAGCAUAGAAAUGGUCCACUAUAAUUGGCCUGCAUUUGCUACUCUAUUUGUUGUCCCCAUUACUGUGUCAUAUUCAGCUGUUUUCCCCACUGCUCAAGUAUCUAUGUGGACUAUAUCCUUAACAUGGAAUCUUCUAUUUAUUUCUCCCUGCAUAGUGUCGGAUCACUGAACACUGCUGAAUGUAGACUCCUGUUUUCCAGGACUGUGUCCCUUUUGUAUUUAACUGGAAUGUGUUCUACUCUUUAGAGGGGAAUACCGCUAAGCUAAUAUAUUAUCCUACAGUUUUUAAUUGCUGAAUUGUCAGGGUCCAUCUUGACAACAUUAUCAAUAAGAGUAUUGUUUUAAGUCCCACGAAUAGCAUGUGAAGUCUCACAUUUGACUGGUAUUCCCCGUCAAGCUUUCCCGUCACAAUGCGUUUGCUGGUCAAAGCACUGUGUCAGUUUGAGUUAAUGCCCUUCACUUUUUUUGGAAUGUGUUUACAUGAAUGGCUAUCUGAAGUGAGAGAAGUUAACAUAUUUUCUAGCUUGUUUUUUUCAUUGAUUUACUUUAUUUGUUUUGUUUUUCUGUUGCCAAAGAUGUGCUCUACUUUUAAGUUAUAACCGAUGUCAAAUACAAAAGGUCCUGUUAAGGUGCCUUGCUUCAGCUGGUUGACCCAUUGUGAUGUUGCUGUGAACUUUUGUAAAGGAAACAUUUGUAUGUAUGCCUUACCAUUUCACUAUAAUAGAUUAAAAUUCUUAAUAUAUGUCUGAUAAAA
This is a messenger RNA of Sebastes umbrosus (honeycomb rockfish), 4111 nucleotides long. It is a transcript of the gene amotl2a, whose product is annotated as angiomotin like 2a. Gene Ontology annotation, cellular component: cytoplasmic vesicle; bicellular tight junction; plasma membrane. The record is from RefSeq and is a predicted model, not a curated record. Lineage: Eukaryota; Metazoa; Chordata; Actinopteri; Perciformes; Sebastidae. The transcript has 11 exons. The coding region runs from base 279 to 2411 and encodes 710 amino acids. Gene Ontology annotation, biological process: angiogenesis; regulation of cell migration; establishment of cell polarity involved in ameboidal cell migration.